This is a messenger RNA of Clonostachys solani, 753 nucleotides long. NCBI's taxonomy places the organism in Eukaryota, Fungi, Ascomycota, Sordariomycetes, Hypocreales, Bionectriaceae. The record is from the annotation of a GenBank genome assembly.
AUGGACGCUAAUGAAAGAUUAAGUUCUCUGAGGGCUAGCCAAAUGUUGGCCCAUGAAAUGGCCUUGUCUGUCGAGACAGCGAGGCCCAUCUUUCGGAGCCUGACAAGUUGGCGAGAGUCGCUUCCCUUGGCGCCAGCAACUGGUCAUAAUCUUCAGGACACAAUCUCAGGAACACCGUCUCCGUAUCCGGCAACAAUUUACAAUGCUUACCUUAUUCUAGUUGCAUGUGUAUGGAGAGCAAUUCUCCGAACGACGGUCAGAUCGUCUGAACCAGCACAGAUCAUACAUGUUGAAGACCCGGCAGACGCCACUGUGGCAUUCCUUAACGAUCUUCGAUGGGAGUUUCAUCAUCUUCCAGAAAUGGACUUCCGACUGGAUCACGGACAUAGGGAGAAUGGUACGAUGGUGGGUGAGUUGUAUGAGGCAUCAUUAGGUUGCGCAGACACGUUGGUCGAUUUUGUAUCCAAUCUUGCCGCGCCCUCUUUUGGUGGAUUUUGGCACUCAUGGUCACGUAUAGGUUUUGCCUUGAUGUCCAACUUUCUCAUGUUGCUCUUGGUUCAAGCGCCUGACUUUGGGAAAGCUGUGGAGGCCAACCGUCUAUUAAUGAAAUUGAAGCAAGUUUUGGACCAUCAGCACCGCGCUUUUCCUCUUUUUUUGUUGGCAAAAGCCCGAUUGGGAUCAUAUUUUUAUGUUGGGCUGGAUGAAACUUUUUAUCUCCCACCGCAUGUACAACAGGCCCUACAGCAGGGUUGA